Molecule: messenger RNA, 1866 nt
Organism: Pararge aegeria (speckled wood butterfly)
Lineage: Eukaryota; Metazoa; Arthropoda; Insecta; Lepidoptera; Nymphalidae
Product: zinc finger BED domain-containing protein 4-like
Exons: 1
Coding region: 1-1866 (621 amino acids)
Molecular function (GO): DNA binding; protein dimerization activity
Source: RefSeq, a predicted model, not a curated record
AUGGCACCAAAAAUAAGUGUGGCAUGGGACCAUUUUAUUGAUAAAGGAAAUUAUACAGCCGAGUGCAAAAUGUGCAAAUCGAAAAUAUCAUUUCAAUCAGGAGUAUCGAAUCUCACAAAACACGUGCAGAGAAAACAUCUCGCCGUUAAUUUAGUUGCACGGGAGGAAACAGAACAGCAGCCUCAAGAGAUUAGCCCGCAAUUACCACCUUCAUCACAGCCGUCAACUUCGGCUACAGUAACUAUUCCCAUUAGUACAAAUCCUCCAGCAAGAAGAUAUCCCCCGAUUUCGGCGUUUCUUCGGCGUGAUUGUAAUAAAAUAAAAAAGGACAUAGAUGACCACAUAAUGAAUCUUUUUAUAUGGGAUAUGCAGCCAUUUACCAUCGUCGAAGAUAAAGGGUUCCGUGAUCUGAUUAAGUUUGCUUUUUCCAAUUAUGUUCUACCAACGCGAAAGUACUUCGCAAAUAAUUUACUUCCGGGACAAUACGAAGCCGUUAAGACUGCAACAAUGGCUUCGGUAAAUGAAGAUGCCAAAACAUUAUGUUUAACGACAGACCUUUGGUCAUCAAGAAAUAAUGACUCGUACUUAGCUGUUACGGGUCAUUAUAUUGACAAAGACUUUGUUUUGCGAUCAGUACUUUUAGAAUGCAAGGUACUUGAUAAGAGCCACACAGGAAGGCAUUUGGCGGAAGAAUUGCAAGACAUCAUCCAAGAUUGGAGCGUGGCUGACAGAGUACUGUUAGUAGUAUCCGACAACGGCGCGAACAUCAAAAAUGCCAUAACAAUGCUGCAAUGGAAGCACUUUGGUUGCUACGCACAUACCCUAAAUCUUGCAGUGCAAAAAGCGUUAGGGUCCACUGCAUUAGUUAGUUUAUUAAACAAAGUUAAAGCAAUUUUUGCUCAUUUUAAAAGAAGCAAUGUGGCGUGGAACAAGUUAAAAAAAUACCAAGAACAGGCAAAUAAGACCAUUAAAAGACCUAUUCAGGAUGUAGCGACACGGUGGAAUUCUUCGUACUAUAUGCUGCAGCGGUUCAUUGAGUUAGAAGAUGAAAUUAAAUGUUUAAGCAAUUUAGAUUCAACAAAUUUAAUGAAUCUAACGACUUACGAAUGGGAUCUCUGUAAGUCACUGAUUGUGGUAUUGCAACCGUGCGAAGAGGUCACGCGAGAAAUGAGCGGCCAAAAAUAUGUUAGUGGUAGUUCAGUGCUGCCUAUUACGGUCGGUCUUACCAGCGCACUCAGAGAGAUUGCUGAUCCAGUAUAUCAGCAAAGUAAUGAUAUCGCAGCUUUCCCAGACGAGAUCGAAAUGUGUAGGCAAGAUCUGUUGUCGGAAAUAACCACAAGAUUUGCUAACGUGGAAAAUAGCAAAACAUUUACGACAGCUAUGUUCCUCGACCCACGUUACAAGUUAUAUUUUGAAAAUCAAAGCAUUGCAGAAAACACCAAAAAACACGUCAUAUCAUUGGUGGCUGCAAUGAUAGUUAAUGACGAAAGCGUGUUACCUUCUACGUUACAGCCAGUAGAACCGACUACAAUCAAACAAAGCCUAAUAUGGAAGCAUUAUAAUAAAAAAAUGCAGAAUUUCCGCCCAGCAGGAACGCCCAAUAGCAGGGCAAUAAUUGAAGUGCAGCGUUAUUUAGACGAUACAGUCCUAACGCCGGACCUUAAUCCAUUAGAAUGGUGGCGAUCUAACCAAUCUAAUUAUCCGUACUUGGCUAAACUAGCCAGAACGAAGCUGAACGCCAUGGCUACGAGCGUACCCUGCGAACUUUUAUUUUCCGCUGCAGGGAACAUUCUUACAGACCGAAGAAACAGGUUAGGGAGUCGAAAACUGCAGCAAUUACUCUUUCUCCAACAAAAUAAAAGAUAA